AUGCCUCUAUUCUCGGCAUCUUGUAGUCCUCCAAAAACGGUAGACAUACGUCCAUAUUCUCUCGACACCACCGCACCUUCCAGUGCAACCACUCACAUUGUCUUUGUUCCAGGGAGAAACGCAUGCACUUUGUCCAAAUUUUCUUCUCCACGCGUAGGCCUUCCGGACCCCACCUGUCUUCUACAUGCCCUUGUUCCUUUUGUAAGAUUCUUCCUCUUGAUAGGCACUCGACACUUUUUUCGUGAAAUACAAGAGCAUCCGCUCCUUCGGCUCGCUUUAAUGACUGAACUCACCUUCGACGUCUCAGCUCCUCCGGUCGCCGGGUACUACCUUCUCACCGGCGGCAGCGACGGCAUCUACCUCUUUUUCAAGUUCUCUCCGAGGCCAGGAUUCAGCGUGGUCAAGGUGACUCACGGGAUCUCCACGCUCUGGGAGUCUGAGGAUACACUGAUCUCCGUCACCAUCCACCGACUUGGCAACCUUCCCGUUGGACUUGCGAUCCAGCUCUCUGACUCGGCGCUUUACUUCUGCUACGAGAACUUCUUCUGGCACCCGAUAGGCGAGGAAGUAUACAGGGAGAAGCUCCGCUUGGACAUCCACAGGUGCAACUUUGGCAAGUUUGGUCUCGACCUCAGCAACGUUGAUACUCAGGAUGUGACCACCGUACCGGUCCACGACGGCACGUUCCUCACUACACUCUUUAAGCCGAAGCGCGGUAACAUUCUCAUUAGCGUCCGUGAUGGUUCUCAGAUCCUCUGGCAGGCCAAGGGGAAUGGAGACAAAUGCCUGCUUGCCUCGUCCCAUGAAGUUGAUCGGACACCUAAAUUCGUACGGUUGGCACUCCUAGAGUCAAAUCUCUUUGCGCAGAGGUUCUUUGAGAAGGUUGACAGAAGAUGGGUCUCCAUCAGUCUGCAUGCCUACUUCGCCAAGAGAGCACCAAAGGACGCCCAGGUUACCACAGUUGACCUCUCGACCAUUGAGCAUUCACGCGUGUUCAUGUUCAAGGGCGUUAACCUGGGACUUCCGUACGACGUCUUCUUCUCGAGCUUCCUCGGCAAGGUCGUCAAGAUUAUCGAUAGUGGAGAGACCCUCUGGGAAGCCAAGGGAGGUGAAAAGGUCAUUUACGCAGCCGUAGAUCACGAAAAAUCCCAUGCCCAUCUCACUCUUUUAAACUCUUACGGCUCCUCUGAACUGUGCUUUGAGAAAAGGAGUGGGACAUGGGAAGCAGUCGAGGACAUUCCAGGAAAGUUUAAGAUUCUCACCCAUUAG
Molecule: messenger RNA, 1269 nt
Organism: Theileria equi strain WA
Lineage: Eukaryota; Apicomplexa; Aconoidasida; Piroplasmida; Theileriidae
Exons: 1
Coding region: 1-1269 (422 amino acids)
Source: RefSeq, a predicted model, not a curated record